This is a messenger RNA of Pristis pectinata (smalltooth sawfish), 5015 nucleotides long. RefSeq names its product SURP and G-patch domain-containing protein 2-like. Gene Ontology annotation, molecular function: RNA binding. The record is from RefSeq and is a predicted model, not a curated record. The coding region runs from base 23 to 3151 and encodes 1042 amino acids. Gene Ontology annotation, cellular component: nucleoplasm. The transcript has 10 exons. NCBI's taxonomy places the organism in Eukaryota, Metazoa, Chordata, Chondrichthyes, Rhinopristiformes, Pristidae. Gene Ontology annotation, biological process: RNA processing.
GGAAGUGACGUGAAUAGCAGCAAUGGAGGAGAGGUUUUGUCCAGAAAUGCUCAACUAUGCACCCAGGCGAUAUCCCAGGGAAUCUUAUGAAGAAAAUUCACAGUAUGAUGAGCUGGCCUAUGAUGACUAUGAAUCUCCAUCUCACAGGCCGGAGAGAUGGAGGAAUGUGUCCAGUCAGGCAGAAAUGCAUUCUGAAAACAAUAGAAGAUAUUAUAAUGAAGCUACCUACUCUUCUUCAGCCAGAGACAAUUUCUUGGAUCAUGACGAUAGAGAUGAUCGCCAUUCACAGUACAAUGAAUUAAGGAAUCCCACUGAACCUGGUGGGGAUCCAGGGUUGUUUGGAAGGCCAGCAAAUUCAAGUGACAGUGAUGCCAGGAGAGGAUCUGGGAUCUACCGGAGAUCAGUGAGCCCUGCUGAGUCUAGAGAUCGACCAGAAUUAUACAGAAGCCCAAAUAAUUGGCAGUCUCAGAGUUCAGUUGAUGACUCGAGAGAUUACCAAUUCUAUAGGAGAUCCCAAAGUCCUGAUGGCAGAGAUAGUCGUGGUUCAUACAAUAGAUCCCAGAAUCCUGUUGAUAAGUCAGGGCAUUCAGAAUCACACAGGCGAUCCUGGAGCCCUGGCCAUGAGACUGGGGAUCAGGGGUCAAACCCCCCACCUAGAAGUCCUGUAAAGGCACCUGAUGCAGAGUUAUACAAGUUAUUAAGUAAUGUUAUUGAUAAUGCUCGGCGUAUGGCAGCUAGUAAAAAUGACCCUUCUCACACAUCCUGGAGCAACUCGUCUAGGGACUCCCCUCAAAUGGAUUCUUCUGCUUAUCAGACCGAUGUACCUACACCUGGGUUCCACGGAGUUGAGGAUUAUAAACCUCAUUUGAAUCAGCAGAGUUAUAGUCACAAAAGCACGGAUGUUUCCAAAAGAGGUCGUUCUUUACAUGGUCCUCCUAAAAGUGCAAGAGCACCUUUGCUUAAGCGUCCAAAGCUUCCAGCGCGACGUGGCCUUCUAGGAAGAGCCCCUGGCCUUCUUGGGACUGCACCUGGUCUUCUAGGGAUAGCACCUGGCCUUCUAGGGAUAGCUCCCGGGCUCCUGGGAGUGGCCCCUGGCCUUCCAGGAACAGCUCCUAUCUUCCUAGGGACAGCCCCUGGCCUUCUGGGGACGGCCCCUGCUGGUUUAGCAGGGUCUUCUGUGUCCAACGUGCCAAUGGCCACUUACAGAAAUGUAUCCCCUGACUCUUCUCAUUUGCAGUCACUGGGGAAUAUACCUACUGCUGCAGGUAAUCAAAUGGAUCUGGGGCAGCAAUUAAUAAAAUGGGCUGGUUUUCAUGGUGUUGCUGUUGACCAUUCUGUUAAAAAAAAGUUUGAUUCCAACACAGAUACUUGCUCUAAGGUAGCAUCAGCUUUCCGGUGCUUGAUGGCACAACAGCAUCAGGAUAUCUGUCAGUCAACAUCAGUAGCACAUCUGGGCCUCACAUGCCCUGUGAUAGAUAACUCUUUUGUGUCUCUGCUGAGAAGGAAGAAUAUCAUUACAUGUAGGAAAGAGUUGGAUGAUCUUGUACAGCAAGAAGAUCCUCUUUUGCAAGAGAUUCAGAACAGACUGCUGGAAUGUGUAGGCCCACUUUUUGUAGCAAGCAAUAACCAUGAAUUGAGCUCCAAGGUGCAAAGCUCACAGACCACUAAUGAACUUGCCAGUGUACUUGAGCAGGUGAUUAUGGCUUGCCGCCAAUCAAUGGUAUUUAUUGGACAAACAUUUGCGUUUGUCAGCCAAGAAAGAAGGAAGAAUCUGUUGAACAAAACCGGACUGGUAUCAGUAGCUCCAAGCUACGAGUAUUUCAUGAAUCUGGAAAACAAUGAGCUGUUUGGGAACAAGUACACAAAUGAGCUGAGGAACCGAGUGGAGCAUAUCUACCUCCCUCCAGUACAUAGCCAGGUUUCUUUUUCCAAUAAGUUCAUGGUCAAAGAGGAACAAUCAACAAAUGAUGCAGCAAUCAAGCCUUCAAAAAUUUCCCAUUUGGCAGAUGCCAAAUCUGGCACACAGUCAGAUAUAGGUUCUAUGGCACCAGAUGACAGCAGUAGAUGGAAGACAGAUAAAGGUUCAGCAUCCACUGAUGGCAAUGGGAAGAGUGUGGCAGAGGAUGUAGCAUCAGCAGGCGGAGAAAGCAUCUGUCCCCCAGACGACCCGCAGAUCAAGAACGUUAUUGAUAAAUUGGCAAUGUUUGUAGCUGACAAGGGUGAGGCAGCAGAGAAAGCAGUCAUCCAGUACAAGAAAGAGGACCCCAAUUAUAGGUUUUUACAUGAUGCAGAAAGCAACGAGUUCAAAUAUUACAAGCAGAAGUUGGCACGGUUUUGUAGAGAAAACAAGUCAAACCAAGCUGGGUCAGAGUGUAAAACAUCAUUGGAGGGAAUGGAUAACAUACCAGAGGAUUUCCAACCAGAAUUUCUUGUGCAAGUUGAAACUGCAACGUCUUGUCCAUCUGCAGAAAAAGAUGAAUCUCUCAGCGACACCAAGACAAGAACAACUGCAGAGAAGCUAGCAAAGUUUGUGGCUGAAUGUGGUCCAGAGCUGGAAGAGAUUGCCAUUGAAAAUAACCGGGAUAAUCCCAUGUUCUGGUUUCUCUACGAUGAGAACAGUUCCUACUUCAAAUAUUAUAAAGAGAAGGUGAAGGAGUACAGCGCGAUAGCAGAGAAAUCAGAAUCCUCCGCAGAUCCUGCACCAGAGGCGGGAUCUUCUGGCCAUUCUGCCCUGCGCACCAGAAAGAGGAAGGGACUAACAUUGAAAGUGGGCAUGCUGCCACCUAAGAAAGUGCGCCCAAGGGCUGCCCCAUCACCAGUUCGAGAGUUGAAGAGAAUUGGUUAUGACAAGCCAACAUACAAACCGAAGAAAAAGCCGAAAUCUGAGGAUAUAAAUUACACCAAAAACAAACUGGCAACGGACAACCUUGGGUACCAGAUGCUGCAGAAGAUGGGCUGGAAGGAUGGAGAGGGACUGGGUUCAGAUAAACAGGGCAUCAGAGAUCCCGUCAACAGGGGUGUGACGUCAACAGACAGGUCUGGCCUGGGAGUUGGUGGAACUGCAGAGGUAGAUGAUGGGGAUAAUGAAUUUGCAACUUUCCGCAAACGGAUGAUGAUGGCAUUCAGAAGCAAACUGCUGUCAAAAUCCUAGGUUAAUGUUGGGCUAGUGAUGUUGGAGUUGCUGGAAAGUGAAGGAUGGUCUUCAUAGCACAGGUUGAGAGGGUUGGAGGCAACAUGAAGUGAAAAGACCUGAAAAUGCAGAAUGUUUAUAAUAAAAACUAUCCAGACAAGGACUGUGCUGGAGCCCAUUAUACCUGGUGACUCACUGUACCUGGUAACUUGCUAUACAUGGUAACCUGGUAAUUCACUAUACCUAGUAACCUGGAGACUCAUUGUACAUGGUAACCUGGUAACUCACUAUACUUAGUAACCUGGAGACUUGCUGUACAUGGUAAUCAGGUAACAUCUGGUAACUGUGAACUCGGUGUACAUGGUAGCCUGGUAACUCACUGUACCUAGUAAUCUGGUAGCUCACCUGAUAACUUACUAUGCCUGGUAACUUGGUGUACGUGGAACUCACUGUGCCUGGAAACCUCGUAAUGCUGUAUGUGGUAAUCUGGUAACUCAGUAUACCUGGCAACCCACCAUGUAACAACAGAAUACAGUGCUCCAGUUGGAUAAUUUAGGAUAUCCAACAAUGUGUCUGGAUCCAUAUGUUGUUGGUGUUCUGGUUGGAUCCAGGUGUAUACACUUGAUCCCUUUGAUGUCAGAGGAUGGACUAUUAUAGGAGAUCUAUAAUGCACUUGUUUCAUUUUCUAAAUUUUUUAAAACAUGUCUUAAAGAAUUCUCCUAUUUAGAUAUCAAUGUUUCUCAUAAUGAAUGGACUAGGCAGUCCCUAUUCCUAUCACCCAGUGUUAGCUUUUCCCCCCUGCAACCCAUAUUGAGGUAACAAUCUUGGCGUUCACUGUUGCACACUUUGGCCUGAGGUAAGUAUCUGAUUUGGACGCAAGGAAGUUUUCAGUUAGGAAUUUUCAAGUUACAAGUUUAGAGCUGGUGUCUGUCCACGCAUUCGGUACAACAGACAUACCACUGUCAGUGUAAACAACGAGAUUCAGUAUAACACAGCCAAACAAGUGUUACUCUAGCAAUGGUCGUCGUCACUUACUUUUGUUUGAGGAAAGAACUUCACUCCAUGGCGGGAGAAAACAAAAUGAAGCACGUGGAAGAGAAAACGGUUGAGUUUUCCCAGCAGCCAGGUCAAACUGCCUAAAGUGCAGGGUCUGCCUGGGGUUGACGCUGCACAUCGGGGGAAGUUUUGUAGUGAAACCGUUUAUGAAACAGGCGUUUACAGUCCUGCCACUACUGGUAGCUUUGGCCUUCAUGAUUUCGACCAAAACUAGACUGGCUUCCCCCGGAGUUUGUGUUUCUUCCAAUCCCACUAGCCCCAUCUCUAAUCCCAGGUGCCCAAAUCACGCGUCAACCGGGGUAAACAUUGACAGGGGUGUUAAAGCAUGAGAUUACGUGGCUCCGUAUGUCUAUGGAAUGGGGGAGGGGGAGGGUUGCAUAAACCGUGUGUGGGACAGCGUAGUCUUGGUUGGGUGAGUGAACAAGAAAUCACAGCGCUAGCCUGAAUUUGGAACGAUAGCCUGAUAGAGAGGAACACCUCCAUAAUGUUAAAUCUCUUAGAGCUUUGAGUUGCAGUAUUGUACUGAAAGUGCUUGUUCAGACUCCUGUGCCGUUUCUUUACUUAGCUUUACCAUUGUGUUGUGUUAUUUAUCAGUAGUGGAGUAUUGUGGUGUUGCUUCACUUAACUCGAUCACCGUGCAUGUAGCACACGGAGUGGUGACGUAACUCACCCCUGACCCCGCCUUCCCUGCAGGUGGACCAAAGGUGCCACUUGCAGACCAUUAUCUUUGAUAGUGAACGAGUUAGGAAGAGUUACAGUUUCUAACAGAUGUGGAAUUUAUAAUCUGGAUAUACUGUACAAAAAAAUUAAAGCAAACGUGCGCAAAGUC